AUGUAUUCCUACUUUGAGAGCAGAGGAGAGAAAUUUCCAUCCACCGUCUUUGGCCUUCAAUACAAUCUAAAGCGGUGGAUGGUUGGUCAAGUCUUGACGAGGGAGAGGAUCGAGGAGGCUCGGGACUUCUAUCGGAUGCAUUUAGGCAGUGAGUUCUUCAACGAACGAGGAUGGCUUCGUAUCCUGGAGGCGAAGCACGAGGGUCGGAUUCCGUUGCGGAUCAAGGCUGUUCCGGAGGGGACGGUGGUCCCUACCCGGAAUGUCCUAUUCACGGUGGAAAACACAGAUCCCAUGGUCCCUUGGCUCACCAACUUCUUCGAGACGAUCCUGGUCCAGGUGUGGUAUCCCAUGACGGUCGCCACGAACUCUCGGUAUCAAAAGGAGAUCCUUGCUAAGUAUCUCUUGGAGAUCGGAGAGUCCCUCCAAGGACUACACUUCAAGUUGCACGACUUUGGAUUCCGAGGAGUGAGCAGCGUAGAGAGUGCAGCGAUCGGAGGAGCAGCUCAUCUGGUCAACUUGAAAGCAUCAGACACGGUUGCAGCCUUGACCAUGGCUCGCAAUCACUACCACCGUCCCAUGGCCGGCUUUUCUCAACCCGCCAAAGAGCACGGGUUCUUUUCUCCAGUCAGAAUUCUUAGGAUAAAAAAAUUCUCCUUCAAACGCCCUCUCGUCUUUCUCUUGAAGCACGAUGACGACAUGGGGUCGAGAGAGGGAACUAGAAGCAUGUCGAUACAUGAUGAAGAGUUUCCUAAGGGGAUCGUGUGCGUCGUCUGCGAUUCGCACGGUGUCUGGAACGUGUGUGAGAAGAUCUGGGGUCGAGAGCUCAAGGACUCGAUCGUGGAGAGGGAAAAAUGGCGGCAGUCUUAG
Messenger RNA from Darwinula stevensoni, 867 nucleotides. Lineage: Eukaryota; Metazoa; Arthropoda; Ostracoda; Podocopida; Darwinulidae. The record is from the annotation of a GenBank genome assembly.